UAUUUUUUCUAGAAAUACGUCACACAGAGGGUCACAGAAAAACAAGAUUUACGUUCGAUGAUUAACCAGUUUUAAGAUGACUAUAAAGCCAAUUUUAAGUCAGAAACCUGGCAAACACGACAAAAAAGACAUUCAAGACUCUCAAAAUCAUAAUUUAAAUCCCCAUCGUGUCUGCAUAAAUCAAAUAUCAGCUGCGAAAAGUCCAAGCCCACAACGCGAAUCAAAACCACAAUCCAGAAGUCGUCGUAGUCCACACAAAAGAAACAAAAGAGACGUUCGUGAAAAAUGUAAAAGUCCAGUGUAUCAAAUUGAUUGCGCAACUUCAUGUUCAAGUCCACAUAGUACAGCUGGAAAAUCACCAAAAUCAACUCACAGCGGUGCUAGCUCGUCAAAUAUAAACAACAACAGUACGGCCAGCAAUCUAAAUACGUUAAUUGAGGAAACAUUUUCUGGCUAUAAUUCGGGCGAUGAACAUAUUGGACCAAAAGAUGCCAAUCUAUCGCCAGAUGAAUGGGACAGUCGGGAUAAGGCGUUUAUAAAAGCAAUGUCAAAGGACCGCGGAUUUCAGAUACAGGAAAUUGUGGAAGAUGGAGCAUGUUUAUUUAGAUCAAUUUCAUUGCAAAUAUAUGGCGAUCAAGACAUGCACCAAGACAUACGACAACAAACAAUGGAUUACAUUUACAAGAAUCGUGAAUACUUUGCCCAAUUCGUAACGGAAGACAUUAACAAUUAUGUGUCACGGAAACGUAACAAUCAUGUGCACGGUAACCACAUCGAAAUUCAAGCAAUUUCAGAAAUUUACAAUCGACCCGUCGAAUUAUAUUGCUACGGAAUGGAACCAAUCAACAUCUUCAAUUCCGAUCAAAUGAAGAAUGGUUGUGAACCGUUGCGAUUGUCGUAUCAGCGAGGAUCUCAUUACAAUGCAAUUCUGAAUCCGUACAAAUUUUCUGUUGGCGAAGGAUUGGGCCUACCUGGAUAUAGAGCUGAUGAACCCGACCAUAGACAAUUGAAGGAUGCUGUUCGAUUGAGUGAAGAUUUAGAAAUCGAGCAGACAAUGUUUGAGGACAAACUGAAAACAACCGAUUGGGAAGCAACAAACGAGGCAAUUGAAGAACAAAUAGCACGUGAAUCCUAUUUACAAUGGUGCCGGGAUGUGCAAAAACAACCACAAAAACAAUUAGGUACAAGCAGUUCGACAGUUACCUCAUCGGAAAUAAAGGGCAAUCAAAGCGAAAAAUCACCGAACCGUUCGAGUGGUGAGAGUUCAUUCGAUUCGGAGGAACAGUUUCCAUCGGAUGAGGAGCAUGGUGACUAUGGUGCCUGUUCAAGUUCCAGUCAGAAACCAGAAGAUUUGUUCUACCUGCAACAUGGCCAGAGACGACGCAAGCGUAAACGAACUGCUGUGUCAGUUUGCAGUGGUACAGCCGGACCAUCGACAGAAGCGGCAGCAUCAGCAGCAUCAAAGGAUUUCAAUUCAGUUGGUAAGAAUGUGAAAGUAUCACGUCGAAAUACUGUCGAACAUGUGCAACCAUCAGAUCAAAGCGGUGUUCCCGGCCCAUCGAAAUCAAGUCCGGUUAAAGAGGCGCCAAUGUCGGAUUUCUAUCAGUCGUUACUUGAGUCGUCAUAUUCACCGGACUAUACGGAUUUCGGCGAAAUGACUGAAGACAAAAUGAUGCAGAAAGCUUUACAAAUGUCACGAAUGGACUUUAUGAAGCAGUGGCAGCAACAAAAAACCGAUUCGGAUCCACCUUCCCCAUGAAAAAAUUUAUUAGAUUCGUUCUGUUUACUUUGGACAGGCGUCAAGAAGUGAAGGGUAUACUCAUACCAACUCUAUUUUUUUCCAUUUAUCAAUUCCCUUCGUUAUUUUGACUUUGAAUUUUAUUUUUCGUUUAUUGCAUACACGAACUCUAAAAUUAAUCGAUUAUAUUCGCUUAUAUUGGGAAACUGUAACAAUUUGAAAUUUCUAUAUGCAAAUUCAUCAAAUGAGAAAAUCCUAUUCCUUUUUUUUGUUAAUUGAGGCAAAUUCAUCCUUUUCUUUAUCGAGAUGCAAUUCAUCAAAAAUCAAUAUAUACCAUCAUAAUGCGACAUAAAGUAUCAUGAAAAUAUAUAUACUCCUUUUCAAUGAA
Bradysia coprophila is the source of this 2126-nucleotide messenger RNA. RefSeq names its product Deubiquitinating enzyme A (gene Duba). NCBI's taxonomy places the organism in Eukaryota, Metazoa, Arthropoda, Insecta, Diptera, Sciaridae. The record is from RefSeq and is a predicted model, not a curated record. Gene Ontology annotation, biological process: protein deubiquitination. Gene Ontology annotation, molecular function: K63-linked deubiquitinase activity; cysteine-type deubiquitinase activity.